CUACCACACCACGCACACCAAACCCGCGCGCCACGUUUCUCAAAAUUUCCAGCUCGUGCCUCGGCUCCUGGCGACCUUUUCACCGCAAGAAUAAUACCCUGAUAUUAAGCUAUACCCACCCCGCUUUGCCCUCGAGUGCCCCGCGUAUAGCACACGACCUCGAGCAUUUAAUGAAAGAGUGAUUCGACAAACACAUAGACUUGCGCCUACCGACUGCGAACCUUAGAAAAAGCCCGCGGGCGCCUCUUUAAUAGCCACCCAUUCCUUCGCAGCAUUCGAGUUCUCAAUUCCCAUAUCUUGGUUCCGAAACACACAUACCAUGGCCUCGUCCUCCGCCGCCGCGGGUUUGCUAGCCCGCCAGCUCAAGCAGAUGCAGAACGACAAGGACAUCCCGGGGAUAUCGUGCGGGCUAGUCGACAACAAUGUCUUCGAGUGGGAAGUUAUGCUCAUGAUCAAUGACGAGACAAAGUACUACGGCGGCGGCUUCUUCCGCGCGCGCCUCACCUUCCCCACCGAAUACCCGCUCCUGCCACCCAAAAUGCGCUUCGAAACCCCGCUGUUCCAUCCAAACAUCUACCCCAACGGCGACGUCUGCAUCUCGAUCCUGCACCCGCCCGAGGAAGACAAGUACGGCUACGAGUCGGCCGCCGAGCGCUGGAGCCCCGUCCAGACACCCGAAACCAUCCUGCUCUCCGUCAUCUCCAUGCUGAGCAGCCCCAAUGACGAGUCGCCCGCCAACGUCGAGGCCGCCAGCCUGUGGCGCGAGAAUCUGCCAGAGUUCAAGAAGCGUGUGCGGAAGUGUGUGCGGGAUAGCUUGGAGUUUGAGUAGCAUGCGCGAGAGGGUGCGGGCGGAUCGAAUGUGAUAUGUUAUGAUAUGAGAUGGCAAGAGCCUCGAUCAAGGCACAAAGUGGCAAGACGGUGGCAUCGGAUCAUGACCAGGGCCCGGAUCCAGAUAUGGAAUAUUUUUGGCGCGUCACUGACGCGGAUUGGUAACUGCAUGGUAGGAAACAAGUGCUCUACACAUUUUCUAGCAAGCGAGCGUGCAAUACAUUCAUGGGAC
Paraphaeosphaeria sporulosa is the source of this 1060-nucleotide messenger RNA. RefSeq names its product ubiquitin-conjugating enzyme E2 15. Lineage: Eukaryota; Fungi; Ascomycota; Dothideomycetes; Pleosporales; Didymosphaeriaceae. The transcript is spliced from 2 exons. The record is from RefSeq and is a predicted model, not a curated record. Gene Ontology annotation, cellular component: endoplasmic reticulum; cytosol. Bases 320 to 829 code for a protein of 169 amino acids.